This is a messenger RNA of Hylaeus anthracinus, 3145 nucleotides long. It is a transcript of the gene Achl, whose product is annotated as la-related protein 6. Gene Ontology annotation, molecular function: mRNA binding. The record is from RefSeq and is a predicted model, not a curated record. Gene Ontology annotation, cellular component: nucleus. Lineage: Eukaryota; Metazoa; Arthropoda; Insecta; Hymenoptera; Colletidae. The coding region runs from base 602 to 2251 and encodes 549 amino acids. The transcript is spliced from 3 exons. Gene Ontology annotation, biological process: RNA processing.
CCCUUCCGAGGCAAACGGGCACGCACUCCCAUCGAGAGCGGGAAGAUCGGCUCUUUUAGCCUCUUCUUGCUUCCCCCCUUUUGCCAAUUGCCUUUACCCUGCCAAUACUCCCCCCUCUUUAGGAUCAUUCGUCCUCCGCAAUUCCCCACCCCGAAGAUCGUUGGUGUGACAUCGGUUCACUUAACAGACCUACCUGCCCUGUCUUCGCAGAUUCGUUUCGGUGCCGUCAAACGUGCAAGACCCGUGACAGGAAAGAAGAGAUCGUCCAGCUGACAACCGACCUUUUUUCUGGGAUCAAGCGAGCAUACACGAGACUAUGCAUAGACCAUUUAUUCGAAACGAAACUAAUCUUCGAUCGACAAUGGAUUAAAGACUAACAUUCGGGUAGCACGCUUCCUGACGCAGUAAACGAGAUGCUCGUUUGAUUAUUCGGUUGGAGAUAGAAGAAUCGAAAGGUUUGACAGUGUUUCUUAGAAGAGGCAUCGCGUUUCGAAUGGAUUGAUCCAGAAUACCCACGUACGAGAGAUCUUCGUGUUUUCGAUAAAGGAUCGAGGGACGUUUGUACAUUUGUUAUCUUCCGUGAGAAUCAGAUCGCAUAAAGAUGGACGAGGGGGAUGUUCAACAAGAAUCGAGGGACAAAGUAGGGAGUUUGAUCUUUUCGCCGCCACCUAUGAAGAAGUCUGACACGAGAGAUAGUAUUUCUUCCGUUGAUAGCGACGUGAGCCUCUCCUUCGACCGAAGAGGCUCGAAAGGGGAGGAAGCUGACAUGUCGGACAGUGGAAGCUCCGAUAAUGAAAAGAAAUCGAAGAACGGAACGAAAGGGCAGAAAAGUUCUGAUCCAGAUUCGGGAGCAGACUCGAUGGAGGAUACCGGUUACAACGCGACGAAAGAUGAGAAUCAAGAAACACCGACCGAAGUGACCACGAUCGACCAGUCCAACGACUUUGUUCCUCCGAAUGACGAAUUAGCUGAGAAAAUAUGUGAUCAAGUCGAAUUCUACUUCUCCGACGAAAAUAUCGUUAAGGAUGCAUUCUUAUUGAAACACGUGAAGAGGAACAAGGAAGGAUACGUAUCUUUGAAACUGAUCUCGAGCUUCAAGAGGGUGAAACACCUCAGCAGGGACUGGAGGGUGGUUGGCGCUGCAUUAACGAAAUCGAAGAAAUUACAAGUGAACCCUCAGGGUACCAAAUUACGUAGGCUCGAUCCCCUGCCACCUUUCGACCAGACCACUCCUUCUAGAACGAUUCUGGCUGCGAGACUUCCCAUUGAGAAAUUGUCGGUCGAAUCUGUGGCGGAGAUUUUUCGACCGUGCGGGGAGAUCGCUCUUAUCAGAGUGCUUCGACCUGGCCAUCCUGCACCAGCUGAGGUGCGACAAGCAAUCGCUAAAAGGCCAGAGUUGGCAUCGAGCGACGAGUGCGCCAUGGUCGAGUUCACUGAUUCAGCGUCCGCUCGUACUGCUUUACAAAUGACCUUCGGCGAUGCCAAGGUGUUCGAGCUGCAACAAUCCAGCGACAAGAAGAGGAAACAGCAACCGGCGAAGAAAAGUGCCGUGACGAGGCUCGCCAAAGAGGAAGCUUACAACUCCUCGAGUUGCGCCAGUGGAUCCGAGGCUGAAGAUGGAAGAGCCAGACAUAAGAAACCUGUUCUAACCAACCACGGUUACCCAAUGUACCACGCUUACCCGGGCCAUCCCUUUCAAGGACCUCCAUCGCCAGAUGCGUGGUUAUCACGCCGAUUGUCAGCGUGCUCCGUGUCCGGUUCCGAGAAUGGCUUCAUUCUACGUCGUUUGUCUUCCUGUUCCGGUUCCAGUUCGGAAACAGGAAACUACGGCAGACGUUACUCCGCCUGUUCCACUGGUUCCGAGACCGGUUACUGUCACCCAGUCUUUCCACCGAGUUACUGUUACCAGGAGAAUCGACGUUUCUCCUGCUGCUCGAGUUCAGGUUCCGAGUGCAAUGGUGCCUGUUGCCACCCUAGUCGUCGCGGAUCCGCGGAUUACGGGCCAUUCUUGAGGAGGUUGUCCACCUGCAGCCGAGACUCAGGCUUCGACGCAGGCACCAGGAGGCUAUCAUUGUGUUCCUCCGGGGCUGAUCAGGGUACUUUCUGUCGACCCAGGAGCAACAGUGGUAUCGCGUUGACGCACUUGCCAGAAAACGUGACGAGGAUGCCUUCUGGUCCGGAUGGCACCCGUGGAUUUGGUCGACCACCCAAAAUGAACGCGAUGUCGCCUCACAUGGCACCCACUUAUUAGAUGCCAUUUACUCGUGAGACUUUCCAUUUUAGAUAGACAUUGACAGUUGUGACGUUCGAUGUACCUGUUGCUUUCAGUUCGUUAUCUGACAUCUACUUACACUACUCGUAAAAUUAUUAAGGAUAAUAUUUGUUCGAAAAUGGCCAUUUUUAAUAUUCUUCGGAACGGACUUUGUAGAUAACGUAUAUACAUCUGUAAGUCGUAAGGACUCAAAGAAUGAUAAAUAAUUAUUUAACACUAGAACUCUCGUAUCAUAGGCAAUCAAUUUGACCCAUGUAUUUUAAACUUUUUUGUUAAAUUAUAUAAUUGUUAAGUAUGGUAUGACGCAAUCUUUGAUGAUCGUUAUUGAAACAGGGAACUAAUUAUACAAUUAUACAUUAUCAAUAGAAUUAUCAAGGGAAUUGAUUUUCUUAUUUUUUAUCUAAUUUAAAAGAUGUUGUAGUAUUUAUGAUAGGUAGACCUCGAUAGUUCUCAUGUUACUCGACAUGGGAUGGGAAAUUUGUGAUAAACGUGCCUGUUCCCUAGGGAAACAGCCUGUGUUUAAUAAUUACUUUAACCAAUGGAUAAAUUUUAUUUUAAUUUAACGAAUUGUUAAAUACGUCAUGAGAUAAAUUUUUGUUGAAUGAUGGCGAUGCAUUUGUGUAGAAUUUUUCGACGUACGACCAAAACGAUGACAGUAGGUUAGUAUGUAUAUUCAGACGAUUAAAGGUUUACCACCUUGACGAUGACUAAACAGACAGAUCUUUACUAUUGUUUUGUAACAAUACUAUACGUUUAACCAAAACUUAUUUUUACCACAACAAUAUAUAGUGUGUGAAACAAAUAAUGUGCUCUAAAACGAAUGUUUCUCUCUUAAAUGCAUUAGAAAUUUAAAAAGUGUUCAACAUUAUAAAA